Molecule: messenger RNA, 2440 nt
Organism: Mugil cephalus (flathead mullet)
Lineage: Eukaryota; Metazoa; Chordata; Actinopteri; Mugiliformes; Mugilidae
Gene: traf2b
Product: Tnf receptor-associated factor 2b
Exons: 11
Coding region: 182-1759 (525 amino acids)
Biological process (GO): protein autoubiquitination; positive regulation of canonical NF-kappaB signal transduction; activation of NF-kappaB-inducing kinase activity
Cellular component (GO): plasma membrane signaling receptor complex; cytoplasmic side of plasma membrane
Molecular function (GO): tumor necrosis factor receptor binding; ubiquitin protein ligase binding; ubiquitin-protein transferase activity
Source: RefSeq, a predicted model, not a curated record
UGCAUAGGCAGCGUGUUAGGUUCUGCUCGUAUUGAAACCAAAUGGCGUUAUAUGUACUCGCAUGCGUCACGAGGGUGUAGCCACACCAGUACAAUACCGGGUAUUCGCGUGUAAGUGCAUCACUGUAAAACCGUCUGUAGUCCUUGCAUAUUCGGAUAUUGCACCAGGUUGAUGGAGAAGAAUGGCCCGCAUCUCAAUGGACUGUCCGAGCUCUUUACCAGGAAUACCCCUCAGUGUGCUGUCAGUGCCCAUGGAAAAUAAGUACAAAUGUCAGCAGUGUCUCCAGGUCCUGAGGAAGCCUGUCCAGGCUCAGUGCGGACACCGCUUCUGUGUACACUGCUUCAAGCAGCUCACCAGUUGUGGCCCAAAGCCAUGUGAAGCCUGCCGACAAGAGGAAAUUUAUGAAGAACCUAUCUCCAUUCUAAAUAGUAACGAGGCAUUCCCAGACAAUGCAGCAGGAAGAGAAAUAGCAAGUCUGCCUGCCAGAUGUUUGAACCAGGGCUGCAAUUGGACUGGAUCUAUAAAGGAGUAUGAGGCUCAGCACGAAGGCCGCUGCGAAUUCGAACGGAUACAGUGCGAAGCCUGCCACAACUUCAUCCUGCAAACGGAGAAGGAAAGACACAAUGAGAGAGAAUGUGAGGCAAGAAGUCUCAACUGCAAAUACUGCAAAACGACGUUCAACUUUAAAGACAUAAAGGCCCAUGAUGAAAUCUGUUUAAAGUUUCCCUUACAAUGCAAGGACUGUGGAAAGAAGAAGAUCCCAAGAGAAAAGUUCAGUGACCAUAUCAAGUCCUGCGCCAAGUCAAAGAGCGCCUGCCCAUUCAUUGAAGUGGGCUGUAAAUCUGUGGUAGAAAAUGGGAAGCUGAGCGAACACGAGCACACGGGCACCAUGGAGCAUCUUCGCCUGCUGCUGUCCAUGGUGCUGUCUUUGAGUCGGACCCGCACGGAGGCCGGCGCUGGUUGCGGGGAGUGGCAGGAGGACUCUGGCGUGGGCCUGUACAGGGCUCCCGAGGAGGACGCCAGGCCCAGAGCUGCAGCAGCGGCAGCAGCAGCAACGUCCUCUCAGUCUGUGGACUUGGAUAAAAAAGUCAACGCUUUAGAAAACAUUGUGUGCGUCCUGAACCGGGAAGUGGAGCGCAGUUUGCUCACCCUGGAGGCCUUCUCGCAUCAGCACCGUUUAGACCAAGAAAAGAUCGACAACCUGUCCAACAAAGUGCGUCAGCUGGAGAGGACGCUGACCAUGAGAGACCUGCAGCUGUCUGAGACGGAACAGCUGGUGCGGGAGCUCCAGUUCUGCACCUACGACGGGAUAUUUGUCUGGAAAAUCUCCGACUUCUCCCGACGCAGACAGGACGCCGUGGCCGGUCGAGCACCUGCAAUGUUCUCACCAGCAUUUUAUUCCAGCAAAUACGGAUAUAAAAUGUGCCUGAGACUGUAUCUGAACGGCGACGGGACGGGCCGAGGAACCCACCUCUCGCUCUUCUUCGUCGUCAUGAGGGGGAAGUGCGAUGCUCUGCUCAAAUGGCCGUUCAGUCAGAAGGUGACUCUGAUGCUCCUGGAUCAGAACAACAGGGAGCACAUCAUCGACGCUUUCCGCCCCGACGUCACCUCCACCUCCUUCCAGCGGCCGAUCAGCGAGAUGAACAUCGCCAGCGGAUGUCCGCUCUUCUGUCCACUGGCCAAACUGGCCGGCAAGAGCCCUUAUCUGAGAGAUGAUACCAUUUUCAUUAAAGCCAUUGUAGACCUUACAGGCUUGUAGGGUGUACUGUGGAAGUACACACACAAUGCUGAAUAUAUGAAUGAUCUAUAUAAUUUUAUCUAUAAAUAUAUAUAGUAAACAAAUAAUGCAUACCGUCACAUAUGUGACUAUAAUAUUAGAUAGUGAUAAUUGUGGCGGUGGAUUUGUAAUGGUUAUAAGUGCCAUCCUCAUCAAUGUAGAUGUGUAGAGUGAACAAACAGGCCAGAAGUUACUUUAAUGGCCGUGUUGACUAGUUAAACUGCAUCUUUGAACUAACUUAUAUUUAUUAUAUAAAUACAUAUGCGUCAUAGUUAUACCGUAUUAAUAAUAAUAAUAAUAAUCAGCAUUAUAAUACGCAUUUACACAUCUUUAACAUGCAUCACACCAGAUCAAUUAUCUUAUCUUCUUAACAAACAGUCGCAUAUAUUAAUGAAUUAUUAUCAAGGAUCUAUAAAUCUGUUAGUUAGUUAACUUUGAAACAAUCCAUAUUUUCAUGUAAUCAUAAAAAAAAAUACUUAGUGUCAUCUUUUUAUUGUAUAAUCUUUUGAGAUAUAUCAACAUAUAUCAUCAUUAAUGUUAUGUAAUCUCAUUUAAUGUCAGUGUGUCUUCUAUACUUCUAGAUUUGAACCGAUGUCCAUUCUUUAUAGCUUUUAACAUCAAUAAAUUAUGAACUAUGUUGCUGUUUCUGCAGCCCAUACAUUA